ACCGCGCUGCCAUGUCCCCGACCCUCGUCUCCUCCGCGCAGGUCGCCGCAUGGAGCCCCCGGAGCCCCGCUGAGCCCGCGAUGGACGGUGCCCGGCCCCCCUCCCGCAGCCCCGGCCCCGGCCUGCUGCUGGCGCUGGCCCUGGCGCUGAGCGGGGCCCCCGGGGCCGGCGCCGGCCACUGCAAGGGGCAGCGCCAGGUGCUGCGGGGCGCCCAGGGCUUCGUCAGCGACGGGCCGGGCAACUACUCGGUGAACGGGAACUGCGAGUGGCUGAUAGAAGCACCCAGCAGCCGGCACCGGGUGCUCCUGACCUUCCUGUUCAUGGACACCGAGUGCACCUACGACUACCUCUUCGUCUACGACGGCGACUCCCCGCGCUGCCCCCUGCUGGCCAGCCUGAGCGGCAGCACCCUGCCCCCCCCCCUCGAGGCCACCUCUGGCAAGAUGCUGCUGCACCUGUUCAGUGACGCCAACUACAACCUGCUGGGCUUCAAUGCCAGCUACCGGGUCUCGCUCUGCCCCCGCGGCUGCUCCGGCCACGGCGCCUGCGAGCCCCACGGCCAGUGCCGGUGUCAGCCUGGCUGGGGGGGGCUGGACUGCGCCGUGCCCCACUGCGACAGCUACUGCCUGGGCCACGGGGCCUGCGACCAGGAGUCUGAUCGGUGCUGGUGCCAGCCAGGCUUUGUGGGCGAGGCCUGUGACCUGGCGCUGGGCGAGAACCAGGGUGCCGGGCGCUGGUACAACCUGAGCUCCGGGGACCCCCACUUCCGGCCCCGCACGGCAGCCGCUGGCGCCGUCCUGCCCCCCACUGGGGCGCUCUACAUCUUCGGGGGGCUGGACCUGAACACGGCGCUGGGCGACCUCGUCAUCUACAACUUCACCUCCAACCUGUGGCAGCGCUGGGUGCUGAGCCCCUCCCCGGCGGCCCGUCACUCCCAUGUGGCUGUGGCCUGGCAGGGCUGCCUGGUACUGUGUGGGGGGGAGCUGGCCAAUGGCUUCCUGGUCAGUGACGUCUGGAUGUACCAACCCCAUGAGGGGCACUGGCUGGAGCUGGCCCCCCCCAAUGCCACAGCCUCUUUGCCACCCGGUCUGGCCAGCCAUGCCGCAGCCGUGGUCGACACGUGGCUGUACGUCUUUGGAGGCCGCACCGCCGUGGAUGUCUUCUCCUCGCAGAUGUUCCGUUUCCAUCUGGAGAGGUGGCAGUGGGAGCGCGUGGUACCCGCCGGGGGGAAGGCACCUGCUGCCGCUGGGCACUCCAUGGUCUUCCACCCGCCCUCCCGCGCCCUGCUGGUGUACGGGGGGCACCGGCCCUCCACAGCCCGGUUCAGCAUGCGGGUGAACAGCACAGAUCUGUUCCACGUGGACCUGCGCCAUUGGAGCCCCUUGCGCGGGCGCGACCCCCAGCACGGCCCCCGGGAACGCGCCUUCCACAGCGCCAGCCUGCUGGGCAACUACAUGGUGGUGUACGGGGGCAACGUGCACAUUCACUACCACGAGGAGAAGUGCUACGAGGAUGAACUUUUCUUCUACCACCUGGGCUGUCACCAGUGGGUGCCUGGCCAGGCACUGGCGCGGAGCCUGCCCCACGCAGAGCUGGCCGGGCGGGCGGCCGGGGGGCGCUAUUCCCACGUGGCGGCUGUGCUGCAGGACAACGUGCUGCUGGUGGCUGGGGGAUUCAGCGGGGCCCCCCGCGGGGACCUCGUGGCCUACAAGGUGCCCACCUUCGUCUUCCAGGUGCCUGCCCAGAACUACCACCUGGAUUACUGCUCCAUGUACUCGGAGAGCAGCACCUGCGGGAAGGACCCCGAGUGCUCCUGGUGCCUGGAUGCCUGCCAGAGCCCCGCGCCCCACAGCAACUGCCCCAGCACCGGCUGCCUGGGCCUGGCCCGGCUCCUGGUGGACUGCGAGUCCUGCCUGGCGUUUGGGGGGGCCGGCCCCCCCGUGCCCCAUGCGCCGGGGCCCUUUGGCUGGUGUGUGCAGAAUGAGACUUGCAUGCCUGUUGCUGAACAAAGCCGGUGCCGUGUGGGGCAGAUCUCGGGCACCUACGGCUGGUGGGGGCCACGCCCCGUGUUCAUCACCUCCCUGGAAAGCUGCCAACACCUCAACUUCCUGCCUGGCCUGCACCUCAUCACCUACCAGCACCCCCGCAACGACUCACAGCCUGACAAGGUGUCCAUCGUCCGCAGCACAACCAUCACGCUGAGCCCCAGCUCGGAGAUGGACGUCUCCCUGGUCUACAAGGGCUUCAUCUACCCACUGCUGGCCGGGCCCCCUCCUGCCCCCCACAUCUCUGUCUGGGCCCGUGUGCAGCGCCUCCACGUGAUCGCCAAGCUGGGCCGCGCCCCCAACACCCCCGAGCUGGAGGAGGUGGGGCGCUGGGCCGUGCAGCAGGAGAAGGAGACGCGCCCCCUGCAGCGCCCGGGCGCCCAGCGGCUCUUCGGCAGCCCCGAGCGGGGCAACAAAUACCUGGUGCAGGUCGAGGGGCAUCUCAACAGCUCGGGGACCGGGCAGAGCAGCGAGCUCACCCUCGUCUGGGACCGCACCGGGGUGCCGGGCGGCAGCGUGAGUGACCCCCUGGGUGCCCCCCACCGUGUACCUCCUGCCCCUGUGUAAACCCCCGGGACACCC
Molecule: messenger RNA, 2627 nt
Organism: Gopherus evgoodei (Goodes thornscrub tortoise)
Lineage: Eukaryota; Metazoa; Chordata; Testudines; Testudinidae
Product: multiple epidermal growth factor-like domains protein 8
Exons: 15
Coding region: 12-2612 (866 amino acids)
Molecular function (GO): protein binding
Source: RefSeq, a predicted model, not a curated record